AUGUCCGUGGAGCAAGUGCGUAAACUACUUCAGGAUGAGUCGGUCAGGAACGAGCUCUUCCGCCAACUUGAGGCGGAACCUUUCGCUGCGGAUGAAGUUCGGCGUCUCUACCCGCACCUCCAUGAUCGCUGGCUUCAGAUCGGCGCUGCAAUUCAGGUUCCUUGGCAGUACGUCAUGAUCAUGGAGCUUGCUCUGGCUGCGGCCCUGUCCCCCACCGCUGUGCUCCUCGCUUUGCCGACGUUGAGGAUUUAUCCAGUGGUGUGGUGGUUUCUCUUCCAUCCUGGUGCCACGAACACCUCCGUGGUCGUUCGACUCUAUGCAGACGUCUUGGACUUGCUCGAGAUGGAUGUGAACAACACUCGCCGUGACAUGGCCAAGUCCUGGCAAGAAGAGAAUCCUGGUCGCGACGGGCGCAACCCGUUCGGUGGUGAGGUCAGCAUGACCAGCGGGUCUGGCUCGCUCGAGGGCGAAGGAAAGCUCAUGGCGAUGUCGCAGAAUCUGGGGCGGUCCGUCAGCUUCAUGACCGAAGGGAAGCGACUGCUGAAGUGGCUGCAGAACGAAGGGUCCGUGAAUGAAUCCAUUGUCGUGGAGUUGUGGGAGCGAAUGAAGUGGAAGCGAGCCACGGUUCACGCCGACCGCACUUUCACCGUCAUGUGUCCUUUUUUCCUCGCUGCUGGUGCCCUGCACGUCGAGGACCCGUUGGACCUCUACGUUCUCAACGACCCUUUGGGCGUACGUGGUCGUCUUGGACUCUUCUAUGCUCGUCCUACGUUCAAGCGGGCUGCAGAAGUGGAGCAGGCUGCAGCUUCCAUCACGACGGCACGCUUCGGUCUGGAAACUAACAUUGCAGGCGUGUUCAAGGCCGUCAUGAAAGCGCACGACCCAGUGCACUCGGCGUCACCAGCACAUUUCGAGCAGUUCAAGGGCUACCCCUUUCGCAUUUACGGCCUGAGCGAUGAAGCCAAGCAAGCUUUCCACGGCGUCUUUGACGAGCGCACGAAAGCGCAUGAGGAGGCGCAUCUUGUUGACAUGGGGAAGGCCAAGUUCCACUCCAAAGCGAAGACCAAGUUUCUCCGGCAUAGCCUUGUAGUUCACAUCUGCGAGCAAGCGCGACUGGGAUCCACCCCCCAGGCUUGGGCAGGCGAGCUGCCGGUCGCCGCGCUGCGCUUUGGCCAGCUCCUCUCUGACUACAUGGAUCGCGUGGAUGGCAUCUUUGCCAGCUUCGUAACCGACCUGAUUGGCCGCCUCGACCUCGCAGCUACAAACCCCGGUGGUCGACCAGGAUGCGGUUCUCAAGGCAGAGCUUCCAUGCGACAGCAAUUGCAGCAGUUGCUGCAGCUCCCCCAGACCUCUUUUCGCGAGUUGGCGCCUGCCACUGCAGUGGUUCUUCUGAAGCUGUGUCGUGCACUGCUCCGCAAGCCCGGGGCAUGGCUUGAUUCCGCGGCUGUCUUGAAGUCGUCGGACGUCAAGGAGAUAUUGAACGCCAUUCCGUUGGCAGAGCAGCUGCAUCAUUACGCGCGAGCGGUGCGUUUGCUGAAGUUGUGCAAGCUGGUGGAGAUGGGCCUGGGCACGAAUGCGCAUGGAACCCCACUCAUCUUCGCUGUCAAGCGCGUCAUGCCCGCUUCGACGGAGCCUGCUUAUGUCUACUAUGCCAAUGUGCUGUCCGCCUUUGGCCUGCGCUUCGGAGGCCACCACUCCGAGUACAGGGCCACGAACCAUCUGGGUCCGGACAUCGCCAAGCCGCCCGCAGCUCCGGAACUCGCGCUCGACCCCGCCUUGACACAGGAGGAGAGUGCUGCGAUUUGCGCGGUCCUCCAGUCGCUGGCCGCACACAGCUCAAACGCGGACUGA
This is a messenger RNA of Symbiodinium necroappetens, 1851 nucleotides long. Lineage: Eukaryota; Dinophyceae; Suessiales; Symbiodiniaceae. The record is from the annotation of a GenBank genome assembly.